CCUUUUGUCCAACCUUGACUUUUCAGGCUUCAGGGUUCCGCUCGAGGCCUCAAUUGUCAAACGACGUCGUCACUCUGCAAAAACUCCGCUCUUCCACCUUAAGUCGCGGCACACUCUUCCCGGUCUCCUUCCAAACACUGCCAUCUUCUCCGAAGUGAAAAUGAGAGCGCUCCCAGAAACUCGCAGACUCGCUAGGGCUUUAACCAGCCGGUCCUCGAUUCUUCUGAACUCAGUCCGAGUCGACUCUUCUCAACUCAAUUCAACUCCUCAAUGGCGAGCUUUUUAUUCCACUAUUCUCUCCUCUUCGGGGAUUAUCCGUGGAAAUCGCUUACAAGUGGGACUGAACUGCUCAAAUAAUGUAUUGCAACGUUGGCCAAUGGGGGUUUUAAUGCAAAAGCAAUUAUUUUCUUCUGAAUCGAAUGCAGUUGAUAGUGCGCCUACAGAGUCUGUGAGGGAAUUACAUGAUAAAAUUCUGAAAUCUAUAUCAGAACAGAAAUCUGCGCCUCCUAAUGCGUGGUUGUGGUCACUCGUUCAACAGAGUGCUACCCGUGAAGAUAUUAAGCUUCUGUUCGAUGUUCUGCAGAGGCUUCGAAUAUUUAGACUGUCAAAUCUUCGGAUACAUGAUAACUUUAAUUGUGCCCUAUGCCAAGAAGUUACAAAAGCAUGUGUACGUGUUGGGGCUGUUGAUUAUGGUAAGAAGGCAUUAUGGAAGCAUAAUCUAUAUGGAUUAACUCCUAGUGUGGGAUCAGCUCAUCAAUUACUGUUGUAUGCUAAGCAGCACAAAGAUUCUAAACUCAUGGCAGAUAUAAUGGAACUUCUGAAGAAGAAUAAUCUACCACUACAAGCUGGCACUGCUGAUAUAGUCUUCAGAAUAUGUUAUGAGACGCAGAAAUGGGGUUUACUGUCUAAAUAUGCAAAAAGGUUUAUCAAGGCUGGAGGAGUGAACCUGCGACAGGCUACCAUUGACAUGUGGAUGGAAUUUGCAGCUAAAAGAGGAGAUGUUGAUUCUCUAUGGAAAGUUGAGAAACUGAGAUCAGAAUCAAAGAAGCAGCAUACUCUUGCAAGCGGGUUUUCUUGUGCUAAGGGUUUUCUGCUUGAGAGCAAGCCUGAGAGUGCUGCUGCUGUCAUUGAAGAACUCAAUCAGAGUUUAUCUGAUGGAAAAAGGCAAGGCAUGCUAAGUCAACUUCAAAAGUUAGUUAGUGAGUGGCCUUUGGAGGUUAUGGAGCACCAAAAGAAGGAACACAAAAAGGAUGUCGCUGCUGCACUACAGAAAAGUAUUCCUGCCAUGAUUGUCAGUUUAUCAAGCAUCGGUGCAGAAGUAAAUGUAAAUCUUGAUGACUUGACCACAAAAGCAGGCAUUUUGAGUUGAAUAUUGAGGUCAAUGGUGUUCAAAUUGCAUGUGAAGUUGCCUGUUGCUCAAGAAGUGCUUGGUUUUCAUCAUGAACAGCAGUUGUAUUACUUCAUGCUUCCAAAGAAUCACAUCUGCGUACCUGGCCGUUGAACAGAUGUUACACGAGUAGGUGCUCAAUGGUGAAGCGUACUACUGAUCUUUGACUGCUUUUAGCAGACUUCCAAACUGCGUGCAAUUUUGCUUUCUCCAUACGCAACUGGUUUGAUAGUUAUGCAUGAAGUUAAUGUAACUGUUCAUCUUCUUGCUUUGGCGCCCUCCAGCCGGGCGGGGAAAUGUUAAGCAAGUGUAGUUUGCUCAGUUGAGAAACAUGCAGAAACUUGAAUACCCUGAUAGUUGAUUAGAGAAAGGAAGAGGAUUUGCCGUUUGCUCUACUGUUAACAACUGGUACUUGAGAUAGGAUAAAGGAGAGCUUCUUCAUUUCUUCUUUUAUGUUGGAUGACUACGGCUCUAAAUUUCGCAUGAAUGCCCACAGCUGGAAGUUGGGGCCGAGGGAAAAGAUGAAAUGGUUUUCAGAUCUGGAUUUGA
Coffea eugenioides is the source of this 1936-nucleotide messenger RNA. RefSeq lists its product as uncharacterized. NCBI's taxonomy places the organism in Eukaryota, Viridiplantae, Streptophyta, Magnoliopsida, Gentianales, Rubiaceae. The coding region runs from base 161 to 1369 and encodes 402 amino acids. Gene Ontology annotation, molecular function: protein binding. The record is from RefSeq and is a predicted model, not a curated record. The transcript has 11 exons.